Molecule: messenger RNA, 915 nt
Organism: Otolemur garnettii (small-eared galago)
Lineage: Eukaryota; Metazoa; Chordata; Mammalia; Primates; Galagidae
Product: leukocyte immunoglobulin-like receptor subfamily A member 5
Exons: 7
Biological process (GO): G protein-coupled receptor signaling pathway; cytokine-mediated signaling pathway
Cellular component (GO): membrane
Molecular function (GO): inhibitory MHC class I receptor activity; pheromone receptor activity
Source: RefSeq, a predicted model, not a curated record
AUGGCCUGGACCAGCGGCUCCAUGGUCCUCGUCCUGCACAGGCACAAGCAGAGAGUCCAGCACAUCCGCAGCAGCAGCCCCUCCCCCAGAACUGCUCAUGAAACUAGAGCCACACACACCAUCCUCAUCCUGUAUAGCUCUGCUGGCUGGUCAGAGCCCAGUGACACCGUAGAAGUAGUGGUGACAGGAGUCUACAACAAAUCCACCCUCUAAGCCCUAUCAAGCCCUGUGGUGACCUCAGGGGGGAAUGUGACCCACCAGUGUGGCUUAUGGCAGAAAUUUGACAAGUUCAUUCUGACUAAGGAAGGACAUCAAAAGCUCUCCUGGACAGUGGACUCACAGCCUCCCUUCUAUCUGCAGUCCCAGGCCCUUUUCUCUGUGGGCCUUAUGACCCCUGGCCAGAUGCUACGGCUAUCACAGAAACACCCCUCAGGUUCAGCCCAGCUGCAAAAGUCCAAUGUUACCCUGAAGGACACUCAGCCUGAGGAUAGGGUGGAACUGGACAGUCAGAGGUGUGAGCCCCCUUUCACAUGGCUGCCUCCUUCUCUCCUAGGACUCUAUGGUAAACCCACCCUUUCAGCCCUUCCGAGCCCUGUGGUAGCCUCAGGAGGGAUAGUGACCCUCCAGUGUGCCUCACAGCUGGAAUUCGACAUGUUCAUUCUGACUCAGGAAGGAAACCACAAGCUCUCCUGGCAUUUUGGACUACAUGGACACCCCCAUGGGCAGCCCCAGGCCCUGUUCUCUGUGGGCCCUAUGACCCCUGGACACAGGUGGAUAUUCAGAUGCUAUGGCUAUAACAGCAAAAUCCCCCUGGUGUGGUCAGAAUCCAGCGACACCCUGGAGCUCCUGGUCUCAGGAGCAGCUGAGACCACUAGCCCCUCACAGAACCAGUCAGACAUUGAGACAGGUAAGUGA